AUGAUGUCGUGGUCGAGCUCUCAAUGGUUGUUCUUAUCCUUUAUAUUAGGACAAUUUAAUGUACAUUAUGUAGCCUCAUCUUGGCCAUCGACAAACUCUUCGAAUAUUCAACUAUUAGGCCUUUUUGAAAAUGUAUCCAACACAUCUGAAUCUAGUAAAGUAUCUGUUCAUAGUCGUGCUAUGUUUAAAGCAGCUGUGAUGGUUUCUCAACAAUAUAAUAUAACAAUAGAAGGACAAUUGAUAGAAUGGCAAUCAGUCGAAACUGGUGGAAAUACAAUCAAUGCUCUUACCAAAGCAUGUCAAGCAUUGUCUAUUUCAAAUAUUGUUGGUAUUGUUGGUCCACAGUUAUCAAGAGAAGCUCAUUUAAUAGCUGAUUUAGCUCCUUCAGAUAAUUUAACUGCAUUAGCAAUUGUAAAAUUAUUAAUUCGAUUUAAUUGGACAUCAUGUAUACUUAUUUAUCAAAAUGAUGCAUUUGGAUCUGGAGGUGCCAAAGUAAUAGAUGAAGCAUUUACUAAUAAUAAUUUACUAAUUGAAGAAUCGAUAAUAUUUGACAUUGCUACACUUCGUAUUCGACGUGACCUGAAAAUCUAUUUAAAAAAUAGUGCAACUCGAAUUGUUGUUUUAUGGGUUCAAUCAAAAUAUAUGCCCUCAAUUUUACGCUUUACUCUUAAAUAUGAUCUACUAGGUCCACACUUUACAUGGAUAUUAAGUUCAACUGUUUCAUUAAAUGUUUUUGAUAAAAAGGCUUAUGAAAAACUAAUUGGGUUAUUUGUCAUUGAACCUAUUACAGAAAAUGUUGUUAAUGUACCAAUUAAUACAACACUAAUAAAUGCCGCAUAUCAGAUUUGGCAAAAAUUUGAACCAGAAUCAUUUCCUGGAUUGACAAAAUUGAAUUAUUAUGCAUUAUUUGCACUUGAUGCAACAUGGUCAUUAAUUCAAUCAUUAGAAAAACUUUGUUCAACAAUUAAAACUAAUUCUUCUCGUUCAUGCUGGUUUAUUAUUAAAUACAAAUAUUCUGAUCAUAGUGAUUGGGAAACAUUUAAAGAAAAAAGUGUUAUUGUGUGGCCAGGUAAUUCAUUAGUACCUCCGACUGGUAGAGCCAUUCUUAAAGGUAUACCUUUACGAAUUGGUGUUAUUGAAUCAGUUCCAUUUACAAUAAUAACACACGUCAUCAAUGAAUUUGGACAAAAUACAACUAAGUUAACUGGUUAUAUCCCUGAACUUAUUGAGCUAUUACGAAAAAAAAUCGGAUUUAUUCCAAAUAUUGACAUAGCACCAUCAAAUCAAACAUAUAUUGGAUUAAUUCAAGCAGUAGCAAAUGGUGAUUAUGAUAUUGUGAUUGGCGAUGUAAUAAUUACUGCAAUGCGAAGAGAAUCAGUCGGUUUUUCGAACGCAAUAUUUGAUAAUUCUUUACGUAUUAUAAUGCGAAAAACACCUGAUGUUAGUAUUGAUCUUUUAUCAUUCUUAAAACCAUUUUCACAAAGAAAAUAUAAUGAGAAAUUACAAAAUCGAUCAAUACUAUCUCAAAUAACAAUGAGUAUAUGGUAUUCUUUUGGUAAUAUUGUUGGGUAUGGUGUUGGUUUUCAUGUUCGUACAGCUGCUGGACGUUUAGUUGCUGUUGGCUUAUAUAUGCUAAGUUUAAUAUUAGUAGCUUCAUACACUGCAAAUUUAGCAUCAGAUUUAACAAUAUCAAAAUCAAAAGAUAUUAUUUCUAGCAUUGAAGAUAUUAAAAAUGGAAAAAUUUCAUUUAAUCGUAUUGGUGUUUUUAUUGGAACAGCAAGUGAAGAUUAUUAUUUAAGAGAAAUAUCUAGUGAUAAUAAGAGCUACUAUCCAUUAAAAACGCGACAAGGGUUAUAUGAUAGUUAA
Molecule: messenger RNA, 1866 nt
Organism: Rotaria sp. Silwood2
Lineage: Eukaryota; Metazoa; Rotifera; Eurotatoria; Philodinida; Philodinidae
Source: the annotation of a GenBank genome assembly